Molecule: messenger RNA, 963 nt
Organism: Menidia menidia (Atlantic silverside)
Lineage: Eukaryota; Metazoa; Chordata; Actinopteri; Atheriniformes; Atherinopsidae
Source: the annotation of a GenBank genome assembly
UUGAGGAUCCCGUCUGAUGCAGACCCCUGCUCUCCCCUCUGCCCCUCAGAAGACUCCAGGUCUGGCAGCUCCUCCCGCAGUGCCAGCCGGAGGAAGAGGACCAGCUUCUCCAAAGAGCACGUGGAGCUCCUGCGCGCCACCUUCGAGACCGACCCCUACCCUGGCAUCAGCCUCAGGGAGAGCCUGUCCCAGACCACAGGCCUUCCAGAGUCGCGCAUCCAGGUUUGGUUUCAGAACCGAAGAGCUCGCACCCUGAAGUGCCGGGGAGCCAAGAAAGCCCUGUGGCAGUCGGACGGCCACGACGUUUUCCCCCCACCCCACGCCGUCGCCAACAGGGGGCCGCUCGGCGUCCCGGUGCGACCUCAAGGACCCCCGCCGGCCUACCCAGCUCAGGUGAAGCAGGAAAGGGAGGAAGGGAGCUACUACGAGCAGCGUCCCCCCGCCUACUCCACCUCCGAGGAGAGUGGACCGUACAGCUCUGUGUAUGGACUCCAACGUGGACGACCACUGGGAAGCUCGGCCAGUCCACCCCUCAGGGGUUACUGGCCCCAACCGGGCAGCCAGACCUCCCCGGUGCCACCUCUGUGGUGCAAUUCCCCCCUGGGGGGCUAUAACCCAAACUAUGAGCAGACAUCCUUCAUGUAUCCGGGGUCUGCAGAGCAGCAGAUCUUCAUGCCUUCCUCAACAUCCACCCCAGACACGCCCGAUUCGGGAUACUGGGACGUGAGCCUGGAGAACAGCCCGCCAGCGGAGGGUCAGUUCGUACAGAUGGACGAUUCGUGGAGCGGGGCCGCCACGGACGACUGCCCGGAGCUGGUCCAGCACGGCCCCCUGCCCGUCCUGUCCCUGCAGGAGAUCCUGGGGGAGCUAAAUGAGGACUGGCUGGGAGGUGAAGGUUUGGAGGCUCCUCCGCUGGGAAGAAAACUGCUUUCUGCUGAUCACUCUGUGAAAACAAUUGACUAA